GCCAUCUUGGAGGGUCGCGGCGGUAGCAGCGGCGGCGGCGGGAAGAGCGUCUGAGGGACCCAGCGAGACGCCCAGGCUGAGAGGCCGACUCCGGCUCCAGCUCCUCUCCUUCCCCCAUUCCCCCGCCCCGAGGCCACGCAGGGGGGCCCUGAGCCCAGCAGGGAGAGAUGAGCAGCAAUAGUAAUAAGCGAGCACCCACGACAGCCACCCAGAGACUCAAACAGGACUACCUGCGAAUUAAAAAAGACCCAGUGCCUUAUAUAUGUGCUGAACCUCUACCUUCAAAUAUCCUUGAAUGGCACUAUGUUGUACGGGGACCCGAGUUGACGCCUUACGAAGGUGGCUAUUAUCACGGGAAACUAAUCUUCCCCAGAGAAUUUCCUUUCAAACCUCCUAGUAUUUAUAUGAUAACACCGAAUGGAAGAUUUAAAUGCAAUACAAGGUUAUGUCUUUCGAUUACCGACUUCCACCCAGACACAUGGAACCCAGCGUGGUCGGUCUCGACCAUCUUAACAGGCCUUCUUAGUUUUAUGGUUGAAAAAGGUCCCACUCUGGGCAGUAUAGAAACGUCAGAGUUCACAAAAAGGCAGCUUGCAUCACAGAGUUUAGCAUUUAACGUCAAAGACAAAGUCUUCUGUGAAUUAUUCCCUGACGUGGUGGAGGAAAUCAAGCAGAAACAAAAGGCGCGAGAAGAUCUCCACAGCCGGCCCCUGACCCUCCCGCUCCCGGACGUCGUCCCCGACGGGGAAGCCCACCACGUCCAGAACGGGCUGCCCCUCCUCAACGGUCACAUCCCAUUGGCCGCUGCCAACAACCACCCCGGCCUACAGCAGGCCAAUCGGAACCAUGGACUCCUGGGCGGAGCUUUGGCGAACUUGUUUGUUAUAGUCGGCUUUGCGGCCUUCGCCUACACGGUGAAGUACGUCCUGAGGAGCAUAGCGCAGGAGUGAAGGCGCUGUUUUUCCUCCCUCCAACCCACCCACCUACACCCCUCCCGGUUCCAAGACCAAAAUUAGUGGUAGCGGCAGGAAAACAAAACAAAAGCGUAUGGGACUCCCUAGGUAUCUUAUUCCCGACUCUGGGGUAAAUACCGCGAUGUACAGGUAAAAACAAAAGUUUGGCUCAUGGGUUUAGUUUUGGGGAUGGGGGAAGGGGGAAAGAACAACCCACCUUUAAAAAUUUGUAGAAAAUGCAAUUUGGGGCAGAGGAGGAGAAGAAAUGAGUCGCGUCUCGGGGCAGGUGAGGUAGGAUUCCUGCUUUUAAAAAUAGACUAGCUAGCCAAGAGGAAAAACGGUUUCUGCCUACCUCUCCCUCUCUCCCCGCAAAAUGGCAUUGUUGUGUUGUUUUUACUUACCUCAGAAUCAGUUCUUGAAUUCUUCAGCUCUUUUUCAGUAUUCACUUGGGUUUGCACAUUUUGGAGACACCAGGGGGUUCCCCAUGUCAUGCCAGGGUGGGAGGGGGAAGGCUGCAUAACCCCCUGAAUCUGCCAAUUGACCCCUGCAUUCUCUCCUUCCGCCUUUUGGUCUCUUUUGAUGCAUUCGACUGCCAGUCACACCUUGGAACUUCCUGUUGUGUGAAGCGGUUUGUAGAGGAAAAACACAGGGGGUGGAGGAGGGUAGAGGAAUAGUUGAGCUGCCUCCCCCUCUCUCCCAAAUGCCAUCGCUUCACGUGCUGGUGCUCAGCUGUCAAGCGCGUCGGUCUGCUCUUAGGCCAAGACGUUCAUCAUUUUUUAAAAAAGGGACACACUUGACGAAGCAUCUUGUGUCCUGCAUCUGGGGUGAGAGAUGUUUUCUUCACAAAGAGCUAUUUUUCUUUUUAAAAGUAAAGAUUACGAUAGCGAAGUGGGGGGGGGAGGGCAAGGCACUGCUUGCGCUGCCGUCCCCAUGAGAGCCUUGUUGUGCCAAGAGAGGUAGCUGGUUUGCUUUGUACGAGUGGAUCUUUGCCUCCUGCCAUCCCACACAAUCAUGGCUAGUCCAGGCCCCUCAUGGUAGCAGGAUGUGCAUUUGAAGUGCACGUACAUUUUUUUUUUUGGUCUUAACUUGUCACAAUAAUGCAAGGUUUCUUUCUAUUAUUUACUCCUGGCUUUCACAAACUCUCACUAUUGCCAGUCACAGCUGGAAAAGAUUGUCGAUUGAGCAGUCUGAACAGUCCGUCUCCAGGUGGCGUUUGCUGUGCUUUUUUUUCUUUUUAAAUGGAGGCUUUUAUAGUUAGUGUUUUUUCUUAAUUGUUACUUUUUAAAUAAAAAAAAUCCUCCCUGAAACAGCUGUGUUUAACAAGUGCAGUUUAAGUCUGUGAUCAUGUUAGGGUUGUUUUGGGGUUUCUUUUUCUUCUCCCCUCGCAAUUGGCCACCAGGUGUAGCUGUUCAGUUAGAAUUUAUCUCUCUAAAAUGCAGAGCCUGUAGAUUUCGGAAGACUUUCUGUCGAUGUUGAGCAUGUUGGGAGCAAAGCCCCCUCAAGGUGCGUCAUGGAGAUUUGCCUCCCGCGUUGGCCCUACUCGGAGUCAACCCAGUGGAAAUGAAUGGGCACAACUGACUUUUGCUCCAUUCAUUUCAGUGGGUCUACUCAGAGUAGGACUCCAUCAGGCGACAAGUGGGUUUCCUGAAGGGACCGGUUUUUGCUGUGCUUUGGGUUGAGGAACAUUUGUGACUCACUUGCCCUGUAAACGCAGAUAGAGGGGUGCUCCUCUAUUCAGAUUUUUGGAACUUGGUCUCGCUUGAACCCCAAAUCUUCACCCUCCUAAGCGGGCAAAGGGAACUGUAAAUCAGAGUAGUGCUCAAAUGAGCUUGUGGAGGAGGGUGGGCAUGCUUCAGCCACUGGGUCAGGAGAUGACCCUCUCUUGGCUUCAAAUCUCACAGAGGCCUCUAGGCUUUGCCAGGGACGCUGUUUCUUAACCAACUUGGAAGAAUCUUCUCGUGGUUUGGACUUUUUCAGGCUCCAAGUUGAGAUGGCGUUGGCUUUUGGUGGGUGUUCUCCCAUGAAGGGGUGUUGAGGAUACCCUGCAUGUAGAAAAACCUAGCAUGGGAUGGAUGUCAACCUGGCAGAGGGUUUCUCUUGGUGUGUCCGAGAGAGAGAAUUCAGAUGUGUGCAUCUUCCACCCGUAAUAUGACAGCUAGGAGCAGCACAGUUCCAGAUUUUGUAGGUGGUUGUGAAGCUACUUGCUAGUUGUAUUUUACCACUGCCCGUGAUUGGCUCCCAAGGCCUUGGCAAAUGUGGUCGGAGCCCUGGUGUUGGCAGCUGCCGGCCCGAUCACCUUGGGGAGCCGAAGGUUAGAGCGACCAAAGUUGCUGGAAGACGUUGCUGGGCCCUCCUCUGUGACAGACAUGUGGGAGGCCUGUGGCCCUCCAGAUGUUGCUGAACUAACACCCCAUGCUGGGUUGGGACUGAUGGGAGUUGUAGUUCAGCAAUACCUGGAGGUUCCCCUAGCUCUGCCGCUGCAGAAUCUCUUCCCAUGUCAAAGAAAAAGAGCAUGUCAUAUAAUAGCUGAGGUGUGGCUUAUGGCUUGGUUUGAGAGGCCCCCACUCAAAUCUUUCCCAAAUCCUUUUGCCUCAGCCCAGAGGCGAAUGCUAGUGCCUUUUCUAAAUCGGCCGUGGCUCACUUUAUAAAGUCACAGGCUUCUCGAUUUCCAACUUAACAAAGGAAUAUUGGUGAGGUUGAAAGGCUCUUAAACUUCUAAAACCCACUUCGUUCCUUUUUUUAAAAAACCUUUGCCACAGGCUCAAAAUAAAGGGGGGCUUCCUGAGUAUUAAGAAUGUGAUAUUUCCCCUUUCCCUCCCCUUUCUAAAAAAAACACACUCUAGGCUGCUGCUUUUAUUCCCCUUUUUGUAGGUUUUUUUUAUAUAUAUAAAAAAACACCCACCCACCAAAUAAUUUGAUUCCUGGUUCUGCUGGAUGAUUUAAAAUAGUUGCAGAGGGUGGGGUAGCAAAAGCGGAGAGCAUUAAACCCAUGAGCCAUGUAGCUUAGAUAAUCAGUAAAUAUGUGCUUUGAUCAAUUUCUCUGCAAAUAGGUAUGGAAUAGUUGAAGCUAACUGGAUAGAUCCAUAUCUUUGGAAAGGAUAUCUUGUAGUGGGGAUGGGAGGGGGGGCGGUGCAGAUGACGUGCGGUAAGGAAUGACUUAAUAUCUGUAUUUAUAAAAACACUUUGGAGAUUUUGUGUUUAUUUUCCUUCUCUCCCCCCCCCCCUCCCCUUUUCUUCCUUCCUUUUUUUGAUUGAAUUUUAUUUAUAAUCGUUCUUCAAGUCGGGCUCCUGUACAUGCUUUUCAUCGGCUCUCUCAGCACGAGAAGAUCUUAAAUGUAUCUGUUUCUACAAAG
Molecule: messenger RNA, 4306 nt
Organism: Zootoca vivipara (common lizard)
Lineage: Eukaryota; Metazoa; Chordata; Lepidosauria; Squamata; Lacertidae
Gene: UBE2J2
Product: ubiquitin conjugating enzyme E2 J2
Source: RefSeq, a predicted model, not a curated record